This is a messenger RNA of Perkinsus marinus ATCC 50983, 2306 nucleotides long. Its product is annotated as calcium-dependent protein kinase, putative. Gene Ontology annotation, cellular component: nucleus; cytoplasm. The transcript is spliced from 15 exons. The record is from RefSeq and is a predicted model, not a curated record. Bases 15 to 2141 code for a protein of 708 amino acids. Gene Ontology annotation, biological process: peptidyl-serine phosphorylation; intracellular signal transduction; protein autophosphorylation. Gene Ontology annotation, molecular function: calcium-dependent protein serine/threonine kinase activity; calcium/calmodulin-dependent protein kinase activity; calcium ion binding. NCBI's taxonomy places the organism in Eukaryota, Perkinsozoa, Perkinsida, Perkinsidae.
AGACGAUCAUUCAAAUGACUGAGAAGCGUGUCGGCCCCACCAAUGAAGCUCCCGCUGCUCAGGGGAAUCUGCUUGCCAACCAAUUCUCACUAAAUACACCGCACGAAGGAGCCGGACAUGAGCACCGUCUGGCUAUGUUGAAUAGGGGCGGCGCCAACCGUCGGAGGCGCACAUUGUUGCAGGAGGCUAUGGACAGCAUCACAUCUUGUUUCCGAUUUGCAUUUACUUGUGGAUCGUCAUCGAGUCCGCAAAUGGGAAGUCGCCUGUCGGCUGAUCAAGGCGAAUCCAGCCUGACAACUGGUCAGCGAGCACGAGCGGGAACUGCGUCCUCGACGGAGGGAAAUUUGAACACUAAUACGGAUACUAGAGUGGAUAGUUAUCCAGCGACAAUCUCGUCUGCAUCCAUUCUUGGGAAAGGGAUACCGAACCAGAAAGGAAGAAUAUUGCGUAGUCGUCGUUUCAAUCGCAUCUAUGAUAUGCCGAGAGAUGCUGCUGUGUUAGGAACAGGUCUUUCGGGAUCCGUUAAAGUAGCAAGGCGGAGGUCAGAUGGUCAGAAGGUAGCCGUGAAAGUGUUGAGUACUCGUGGUCUACCUACCGAUAAAGUUGACGAGAUCGUGACAGAAGUGAAGAUUUAUUUGCGGCUCGAUCAUCCAAAUAUUUGUCGACUGCUCGAGGUUUACGAUGAAAGUGCAGUCAGUGGGAAUGUUUACUUGGUGAUGGAGUUAUGCAGUGGACGAGAACUGUACGACAGAUUGGCAAUGCGCAAGCGCUUCUCAGAACGUGAUGCGAGUGAAGUGGUUCGACAAAUGGUACUUGCGGUUAACUACUGUCAUAACCAGAAUAUUUGUCAUCGUGAUUUAAAACUUGAGAACUUCGUCUACGCUGAUAUGAGCGAGAAGUCACGCUUGAAGCUGAUCGAUUUUGGCUUGUCCAAGAUUUUCUCAAGAGGUGUUCCUAUGACCGCGAUCACAGGAACGGUAUACUAUGUUGCGCCAGAGGUGAUGACCGGCAAGUAUGAUUAUUCUUGUGAUAUGUGGUCCAUCGGAGUCAUGACAUAUAUGUUACUAGCCGGAGUCCCUCCAUUCGAUGGUGAUACAGACAAGGAGAUUCUAAGGAAGAUCGCGAAGGGAACGUAUUCUUUCUCUGGUCCAUCCUGGGAUUUCAUCUCUGCUUCUGCGCGGGAUUUUAUUACAAAACUCCUGAAGAAGGAUCCUUCUGAUCGUCUUUCAGCGAGCAGGGCUCUGAACCACCCCUGGCUCUUGCGAUAUGGGAAUGAGGAUGGAGCAUGGACAACAUCAGGUACACUAGAUCCAAGUGUAACGUGCCCUGCUGUGGUGAAAUCUAUGCGUGACUUCGCCCAGUCCAACGUCUUAAAGCGAGCUGCCAUUGGACUCAUGGCUUACUCGACAACAUACAAUACGGAUUUGGAAGCUAUUGCAAAGGAGUUUCAGGCGCUCGAUGUUCGUGCAACGGGGACUAUUUCUGUGCAAGAUUUAAUGGCGGUACUUCAGCAUCAUUUGAACGUGGAUCAGAGCGAAGCUAGAUUCAUAUCUGAGAGAAUCGAUGCUGGACAAGGUGGCGAAAUUCACUAUUCUGAGUUCCUGGCCGCGGCAAUGUCUGCGCGCAUGGUGAUUCACGAGAAGCAGAUAAGGGAGAUGUUUGCAAGAAUGGAUACUGAUGCCACUGGGAAGAUUACUGCUGAUAAUCUACGCGAAGUACUUGGCGAAUCUUACGACGGUACUCCUGUGGAGGAGAUAAUUGCUGAGUGUGACAGAAAUGGCGACGGGUCACUCGAUUGGCACGAGUUCGAGGCCGUACUGCUUGAUCGUGUGACACAUAAUGAUCAGACAGUCAAGGUCACUAGACCUCCUGGUGGAGAAUCGGGACCCGUUGAUGGAGGAUAUGAUCCUCUCUGGGAAAAGAUUACAGGCCAGAAGACAUCGCCACCUAGCACGUCGCGAGAUUCCACCGUUGAAGCUAGAACUCGUAGCGAAGGGGCUGAUCAUGUCUCAGUGGAGGAGAGCAACACGCGGCAAUCGCGUUUCGAUUGGGAGCAACUAGCUGAACUUGGUCGGAAGCUUGUGUUCGAUCGUACUCCUAACGAAGUCCCACCCAAGCGGCGGGUGCACUCUGUGACAUGAGGUACACAGCUGCACUACGAGAACCGUGCGACAGAUCAAACUGUGUGUUAUUACUUCUCUCUCUGAUCAUUAUGGGUUGUUUGAUAGCAUCGAGUAUUCCUCUCGAUGAUUUCGAUGUUGAGGGCCUCAGCCUGAAGCCCGAAUUUGUUCUGUUUUUCCAAGAAC